This is a messenger RNA of Juglans microcarpa x Juglans regia, 1422 nucleotides long. RefSeq names its product solute carrier family 25 member 44-like. Lineage: Eukaryota; Viridiplantae; Streptophyta; Magnoliopsida; Fagales; Juglandaceae. The record is from RefSeq and is a predicted model, not a curated record. The transcript is spliced from 7 exons. The coding region runs from base 148 to 1116 and encodes 322 amino acids.
GGCUUUCCUCGUUCCAAAAAACCACUGGAACUUUCCGAAACGUUCUCUACCAUCGAAUGAGACGGUGGCAGAACUGCCAGCCGAAGAACAGCUACUCGAAAGCCAUUGCUGACAAAGUAGAGACCUCGGGACGUAAGUCUGCUGCCUAUGGAAGCCGAGGCUGCAAAUGCUCCAGAGUUGGCUCUUGCUGACACCGACAUCAACUGGGACAGGUUGGACAAGACAAGGUUUCACAUUAUUGGGGCUAUCUUCUUUACUGCUCAGUCAGCCUUGUUACAUCCUACGGCAGUUGUAAAGACUAGAAUGCAAGUUGCUGGUUCUGGUCUCUCCAACAUGCGCGGUAUUUCCGUAUUUGAACAGAUGUUGAAGACUGAUGGUAUCCCUGGCCUAUUUAGGGGUUUUGGCACUUCAGCCGUUGGAUCAUUGCCUGGUAGAGUCUUGGCUUUAACAUCACUUGAAGUGUCAAAAGAUAUGAUGUUAAAAUAUACUGAAGGUCUAGAUAUGCCCGAAGCAACACGUAUUGGCAUUGCGAAUGGAGUGGCAGGGAUGUUGUCAAAUUUAGUUUCUUGCAUAUACUAUGUUCCUUUGGAGGUGGUCUGCCAGAGACUGAUGGUACAAGGGAUUCCUGGGACUACAGUCUGCAAUGGACCAUUUGAUGUUGUACGUAAGGUGAUAAAGGCUGAAGGGUUCCGCGGAUUGUAUAGAGGCUUUGGAUUGACAGCUGUGACUCAAUCCCCAGCAUCUGCACUUUGGUGGGGUGCCUAUGGAGCUGCCCAACACAUGAUUUGGAGGAGCUUGGGUUACAGAGAUGAUAUGGACAAAAAACCGUCUCAUAUGGAGAUGGUAACAGUUCAGGCAACGGCAGGAAUGGUAGCUGGUGCUUGUUCAUCGGUUAUCACAACUCCCAUUGACACUGUAAAGACUAGACUUCAGGUCAUGGAUAAUUUUGAGGGAGGAAGACCGUCAGUACUCAAGACUGCAAGGACACUCAUUAAGGAAGAUGGAUGGUGGGGCUUCUAUAGAGGGUUUGGACCUCGAUUCUUAAAUAUGUCUCUCUAUGGAACAACAAUGAUUGUUACCUAUGAACUUAUAAAGAGAUUGUCCGUGAGGCAGUAACAAGAUCUCAAGCUGGAGGAGACACUGAGAUGGGGAGUGGCAUUCUCGUCUUGCAUUACAUGGCACAAGAAUGGUUAGACUCUCUUUAGUUGUUCUCAGACAGAGGUAGUUCAAUACUUCAAUUCACUUCCUCCAAUGUGGUUUCCGGUGUUUUCUUGUAAAUGUUACAAACCAUUGAGCAUUGCUCAUUCUUCACUGUUAUGAGGACAUUGGACUGUAAUUCAUUGACUCCACCAAACGUAUUGUGGGAUUUGAAACGAUUUUGUAAGAGUGGUUACACCAUGAAAUAGAAUGAUAAUUCAGCCA